Molecule: messenger RNA, 852 nt
Organism: Fulvia fulva
Lineage: Eukaryota; Fungi; Ascomycota; Dothideomycetes; Mycosphaerellales; Mycosphaerellaceae
Exons: 4
Coding region: 1-852 (283 amino acids)
Molecular function (GO): oxidoreductase activity, acting on the CH-OH group of donors, NAD or NADP as acceptor
Source: RefSeq, a predicted model, not a curated record
AUGGCCAACUCAGACCGCAACAACAACAAAACAGCCAUCAUCAGUGGCGGCGCACGAGGCAUUGGGCGAUGUCUAGUACGCCGUUUCCUCGAGAAAGGCUACCGCGUCUUCGUCUUCGACAUUGACGAGGAAGAGCUCAAGCACACAACCCAUGUUCACCUGAAGAAGUACACCGACUCGAAAGCUCUGGGCUCUGCGAUUUGCAAUCUGCGAGAUGUUGAGGACAUUCGUAAGCAAGUGAAGCAGGCGGCUGAGUUUUUGGAUGGCGAGAUUCAUGUGUUGAUCAAUAAUGGGGGUAUUGCGGCGCCGAAGUGGAAGGAUGAGAAGACGAUGUUUGAUAUGGAUACGAUUGGGGAGUGGCAGGCAUAUGUCGAAACCAACCUCACGGCCCCCUUUGCCGUCAGCCAGGCUUGUCUGCCUUACAUGAAGAACGCCGGCGCGAACGCACCUAUCAACAAUCACGACGACGCCGACAGCGAUGCAGGUCCUUGCAUCAUCCAUAUCGGCUCAUUCAGAGCGUACCAAUCGGACCCGAACCAAGAAGGCUACGCCUCCACCAAAGCAGGUCAGCUCGGUCUGAUGCACAGUAUGUGCAUAUCACUUCAGCCACACGGUAUCCGCGUCAACCUGAUCGCACCGGGACGAAUCAAGGUAGCACAUGAAAGUAAGGAUGGCGAUGAGAAGGGGUUGGAGUGGGCGCAGUUGAAUGAAGACAAGGAUGUGGAUGAUCAUCCCGCCAACCGUGCCGGACGGCCGAAGGAUAUUGCUGAUGCGGCGGUGUAUCUUGUGAACGCGGGCUUCGUUACGGGUCAGGACAUCGUUGUGGACGGAGGAGCUACCAAGUUGAAGUGA